AUGAUCACUGAAUUAGUAAGUCCACCAUCAGAUACAAUAAGUGACGCUUCUUAUAAAAACAACAUUCUAAUUAUAUCAUCAUGGGAUAAAAGUUUACAAUUUUAUAAUACAAAAGAAAAUAAGCUGUUAAAAAAAAUAAUAACAAACACACCAAUACUUAGUCACACAUGCAUUAAUGAUAAAAUUAUUUAUGGGGGAUUAGAUGAAAUUCUAUAUUCAUACGAUUUUAAUAAAGACAUUAUUGUAAAGUUGUAUAGACAUAAAAAUGUUAUUAAUAAUAUAUGCUAUCAAAAAUCUUCAAAUUUUCUAUGUGUGUCUGACUGGAAUAAAGGUUUGAAUAUAUUUGAUGAUAGAACUAAAAAUGGUUUAAUUUGUGAAAUCUCUACUUUUGGUUUAAUAUGUUCAAUGGAUAUAAACGAAACAAAAUUAUUAGCAUGUGAUAGUCUAAAAAGAACAUAUAUAUUUGAUACACAGAAAGGAAUAGACAGUUUUCAUAAUCCAUAUUAUAAAGACAACAUAUUACGCUAUCAAUUUAGAUGUAUAAAAGCCUUUCCUAAUCAAAAAGGAUUUGUUGUAUCAUCAAUAGAAGGAAGGGUUGCUUGGGAACUUUUUGAUAACAAUCCAUCUGUUCAAUCAAAAAAUUAUUCAUUUAGAUGUCAUAGAAUAAAAACAGAUGAAUCAGAAGUUGCAUAUCCAAUUAAUACAAUUGAUUUUCAUCCAAUAUAUGGAGCAUUUUGUACAGGAGGUUCUGACGGGAUUAUGUGUGUAUGGGAUGGUUAUAACAGGAAAAGAAUAUGGAGAACUCAGAAUUUUAAAAAUGAAAUUACAAAAGUAAAAUUCAACAAUGAAGGUGAUGAAAUUUGUAUUUGUGUUUCAUCUUAUUUAAAAAAUUCAAAUAAUCCAAACGAUAAAAUGAAUUCAGUAAUUAUUCGUAAAGUAACUGAUAAAGAUGUUAAGCCAAGUUAA
Plasmodium gallinaceum is the source of this 966-nucleotide messenger RNA. Its product is annotated as mitotic checkpoint protein BUB3, putative. The record is from RefSeq and is a predicted model, not a curated record. The coding region runs from base 1 to 966 and encodes 321 amino acids. Gene Ontology annotation, biological process: mitotic spindle assembly checkpoint signaling. Gene Ontology annotation, molecular function: ubiquitin binding. The transcript has 7 exons. Gene Ontology annotation, cellular component: mitotic checkpoint complex; bub1-bub3 complex; kinetochore. NCBI's taxonomy places the organism in Eukaryota, Apicomplexa, Aconoidasida, Haemosporida, Plasmodiidae.